AAAAAUUCUCUAUGAAUUCUUAAGUCCAUGUCGAUCAACUCCGAGCACUUUCGUCGGAUCGACGAAAGAGUCCGGGCCGGAUCGAAGUUCGAUGAAAAUGUCGCGUUUCGGUGUCUCGAUGGGGUGUUUUUACACUUGCCGCGACCGUACAAAUGUGUCGAGAUUCGGGACAAGGGUGUGGAACUUGACAGAGAGGCCCAUUGAUCUGCAAAUAAGGGUGGGAUCUUUGUUGAAGAGAGCACACACAUUGAAGCCAGGGAAUUCAAAGAGAUUGAAAUGCAAGAGUAUAUACAAAGCAUACAUGCCAGUAAGUGGUGGGAGGCAUAGCUUCUAUUAUGAUGAGACAUGCCAACCUUAUGUUUGGAUACAAGAUAGUGUGAGUGAUUUUUCAAGGAUGGUUAAGCAACAAUACAUUAGUCUUGAAGAUUUGAGGGAUUGUUCUGAGAUUAGGAUUUAUAGGGACCAUGAAAGAGGUUGCAUUUUGGUGCACAAGAAACCAAGGCCUGAUUUCUGUUGAAUUUGCGAGUCUGCACAAGUGGGGCCACUAAUUCAAUCAUCUGAACCGUUGAUUUGGUUUCUCUACAUCUGCAAAUGGUCAGCCAAACAUGUUCCAUAGUUAUGAUCUUAUCUGUGCAAUAUUUGCCUCCCUUUUUUGAACCGUUGGUGCAUAUUUUUCUAAGCCAUUAAGCAGAAGGUUAGAAUCGUUU
This is a messenger RNA of Magnolia sinica, 707 nucleotides long. RefSeq lists its product as uncharacterized. The record is from RefSeq and is a predicted model, not a curated record. Lineage: Eukaryota; Viridiplantae; Streptophyta; Magnoliopsida; Magnoliales; Magnoliaceae. The transcript is spliced from 2 exons. Bases 92 to 517 code for a protein of 141 amino acids.